CAACGCCGAGUAUUUGUUACGCUCGACAAGAUGGCCGGCUCGCAACUCAAGCGGCUCAAAGCCUCCCUGAGGGAGCAGGGAAUCACUGGACCCCAGAAGUCUAAGAAGCAGAAGCGUCAAUUUGCGCAAGACGAAAAGGCCAAGACGGACAAGCGCCUGCAAAGAGGUGCUGCCCUGGGACAAAUCAGAGAACAAUUCAAUCCCUUCGACCUGAAGCACAACCCACGAGGACCCAAAUUCGAAGUCACAACGAACAGACCUCAAACAGGUGCCGCAGCGAGAGGAAUCAAUGGCCGUCCCACCGAGGCCAAGUCUCUGGGCGAGCAGAGGCGCCGAGAGACGCUGCUCAUCGAGAUGCAAAAGCGUAACAAGGUCGGCGGAAUUCUCGAUCGUCGAUUUGGUGAAAACGACCCAUCCUUGGCCGAAGAGGACAAGAUGCUCGAACGUUUCGCCCGCGAAAAGCAGAGGUCACACAAGAAGACGUCGCUAUUCGAUCUCGAGGAAGCCGAGCCGCUAGGCGAAUUGACACACAUGGGCCAGGCUCUCAACUUUGCGCACCAUGCGGAUAUGGCCGACGACUUCGACGAGGAUGACCUUGGUUCAGAUGACGACAGCGACUCCUCCUUAUCUGACAAGAAGAAGAAGCUUAAGCGCCUGCGCGAAGCUGGUUUCGGUGAAGACGAAGAGGGGGCGAAUGACGAGCCAGACAGGAAAAAGUCCAAGAAGGAAGUCAUGGAAGAAGUCAUGGCGAAAUCGAAGAUGCAUAAAUACGAAAGGCAGAUUGCCAAGGACGAAGACGAGGACCUGCGGAUGGAGUUGGACAAGGAGCUCCCCAACCUUCACGCUCUCCUGAUGGCCCAUGGAAAAUCGGAUGCGCAGAAGAAGGACGAGGGUGGCAAGUUGAUUGCUGGAGUUGACAAGGCAACUUUCGAUAAGGAGUUUGAUUUGCGCAUGAAGAAGCUCGUUCAGGAUCGCCGUGCGGCCCCCACAGAGCGCACAAAGACUGACGAGGAAUUGGUGGAGGAGGAAUCCAAGAGGCUGAAGGAGCUCGAAGAAAAGCGCCUGAAGAGAAUGAACGGCGAGGCCGUCUCUUCCGACGAAGAAAGCGAGGAGGAUGAGGAGAUGGAGGAUCAACCUGCCGAAGAUCCUGCUUUCCAGUGGCUCCCUGAAGAGGAAGAGGAGGAUUUCGGCCUCGGAAAGGGUAUCAAGACCAAGACCCGCCCGACGGCGACAGAGCUUGGCUUUGACGAUGAAGAUGACUUCCUCAUCGAGGACGACUUGAUUGCUAGCGGUUCGGACCUGGAGCCUAUCGAGAGCGACGAGGAAGAAUCGGACGAAGAGGAAGAAUAUCAAGACGACGAUUCCGAGGACGAAGAGUUCACCAAAGGUCUGCUCAACGAGGAGGAAGCAAAGAGCUCUGUGUUCGCAAACGCUGGUGGACAAGGGAGCGCGGUACUCGACAGCUCCGACCUGCCUUACACUUUCCCAUGUCCGCAAAGUUACGAAGAACUCUCGGCGCUGGCACAGAAGUACCCUAGCGACAAGCUGCCUACCAUUGUGCAGCGCAUUCGAGCUUUGUACCACCCUAAGCUGGACAGCAGGAACAAGGAGAAGCUCGGCAAGUUUGCUCAGGCGCUUGUGGACAUGAUCGGUCAUGGCCCACGGACCGAGAGCAGCCCAUCUUUCCAAGUACUGGAGAGCUUGGUACGACAUAUUCACUCUCUCGCCAAAAUGUUCCCCGUCGAAAUCGCCAACCAGUACCGUUCUCAUCUCGAGGAGAUCAGCCAGCAACGACCUCUUGCCGUACAUGUCGGCGACCUAACACUGUUGACUGCUAUCGGAUCGACAUUCCCUACAUCUGACCACUUCCACCAGGUCGCAACUCCUGCCAUGCUUACCAUCGGGCGUUACCUCGGUGGCAAGAUUCCUCAAACACUCGGUGACUACGCCACUGGUAUCUACCUUUCGACUCUGGCAAUUCAGUUCCAGCAGUUUUCAAAGCGAUACGUUCCCGAGGUGAUGAGCUUUUCUCUCAACACCUUGUGCGCGUUAGCUCCCUCGGCAGCUUCGAAGCUGUCGGGCAACUUCCCUCUUCAUGAGCCAGCAGCGGGUAUUCGCGUCGCAAACGCGCGGAAGACGGAGCUCCGACAGCUCUCGCCAGCUGACUGCGCCAAGACAGAAGUGAGCGGUGCGGAAGCCGAGUCCAAGAAGGUUGCCCUGUUGGGCACAACGCUUCAGCUCCUGAGUGCUGCUGCGGAUACCUGGACUGGGAAGCCUGCCUUCAACGAGACCUUCCAGCCAGCACUAGACAUCGUGGCGCACUUGAGCAGCAAGUCAAGCCGCGCAAAGUUCCCCGAGGCUCUUGGUGAACAAGUCGACAAGUCCAAGCUCAAGAUGGAGCGCAUGCUUAAGAUCGCUCAGCUCGCGAAACGGCCGCUUGAGCUGCACCACCACCGCCCGCUUGCCAUCAAGACGUUUAUCCCCAAGUUCGAGGACUCGUACGACCCGAACAAGCACUACGACCCGGAUCGCGAUCGUGCGGAGAUGGCCAAGUUGAAGAAGGAGCACAAGAAGGAGCGCAAGGGCGCCAUGAGAGAGCUGAGGAAGGACGCCCAGUUCAUGGCCCGCGAAAAUUUGCGUGCGAAGAAGUCCAAGGACGAUGCGUACGAGAAGAAGUACAAGAGGCUCGUGGCGGAGAUCCAGAACGAGGAGGGCAGGGAGGCGAAUGCGUACGAGAGGGAGAAGGACGGCAGAAAGAGGUCCAGGGCCCGGUAGACGGCUUGCGGUUUAGUCUUUUGUGUUACGGUAUCAAAAAGUUGAUGGGUGCUUUUCGGCAUAGUUUAUUCCCUUUUUGUAUUCAAUACCAGUAGAGGGGUGGAGAGCUCACCCGUGGCUUGACAUAGAUGAUUAAAGCAGGCAACGGGCCAUUAAUCGAAAUCCAUACCCAAAUGACCCAGUCGAGG
This is a messenger RNA of Colletotrichum phormii, 2963 nucleotides long. Its product is annotated as Nop14-like family protein. Bases 31 to 2775 code for a protein of 914 amino acids. Gene Ontology annotation, cellular component: nucleolus; Noc4p-Nop14p complex; small-subunit processome. The transcript is spliced from 2 exons. The record is from RefSeq and is a predicted model, not a curated record. Gene Ontology annotation, biological process: maturation of SSU-rRNA. NCBI's taxonomy places the organism in Eukaryota, Fungi, Ascomycota, Sordariomycetes, Glomerellales, Glomerellaceae.